AUGUCUGACAAAUUGAAAGACUUACUGGAGAAUAUGCCCAACAAGAGACAAACAGCGACUGUACAUGCAAUGAACAUAGCACACAGCAAAUCCAACCGAACGGAUAACCAACGUGCAGCUGCAAUAUUCAUGAAGAAGAUGCUUGUGUGUUCAUCGACCAAGUCGUUAAUCACGUUCACUAGUGAAAUAUUGUGCACGCGUUAG
Molecule: messenger RNA, 204 nt
Organism: Opisthorchis viverrini
Lineage: Eukaryota; Metazoa; Platyhelminthes; Trematoda; Opisthorchiida; Opisthorchiidae
Exons: 2
Coding region: 1-204 (67 amino acids)
Source: RefSeq, a predicted model, not a curated record